AUGACUCAAAGUAAGUCGGCUGACCUAUCCCCGCUCUAUUCCGUUCCCCACAAUCCGCAGUAUCCUCCCUCAGCACCCAGCCCACCCUCUCUCCCUCAUAUUCAUUUUCCUAUUCUCCUCACAUUCAUUCCACACUGCCCCAAACACCUCCCUCCACCCCAACCCCAACUCCAGGUCCACUUACUCCUUCUCAGUUGGUGUUGCCUUUUAGCUGUUGGGGUUGAUCACGAUUUCUAA
Rodentolepis nana is the source of this 237-nucleotide messenger RNA. NCBI's taxonomy places the organism in Eukaryota, Metazoa, Platyhelminthes, Cestoda, Cyclophyllidea, Hymenolepididae. The record is from the annotation of a GenBank genome assembly.